AUGGAAAGACUAGCGCAAAGUAAGGAGGACGAGAUAGAAUUAAAGCUAGUGCAACUAAUGAUGAAAGACACUUCUACUAUGAGCGAUAGUCAACGAGAUAUUCAUGAAAAAUAUUGUAAUAAGAUGAAAAAAAUGGAAUAUGCCCUUGGAAAUCAUGAUGAAUAUUUCCGAAUGAGGGUCGAUGCAACUGGUAAAAUGGGUCUUUCACCAUUGCAGAAAUGUACAUCUGCUAUUCGUAUGUUGGCGUAUGGGUCUGCUGCUGACAUUGUAGACAAAUAUGGCGUGAAUGCUAUAUUUGGGGCUAAGUAUUUGAGAAAGCAUAACAACACUGAUGUUGAACAUCUUUUACAAAUGGGAGAGUCACGUGGCUUUCCAGGUAGGUUGGGUUCCAUUGAUUGUAUGCAUUGGGAAUGGAAAAAUUGUCCUGUUGCAUGGAAAGGACAGUUUUAUCGAGGUGAUCAUGGUUCAAACAAUGACAUUAAUGUGCUAAACCAAUCCAACGUGUUUAACGAUAUUUUGGAAGGACAUGCUCCCAAUAUGCAAUAUACAUUCAAUGGGACACCAUAUAAUAUGGGGUAUUAUUUAGCAUAUGGUAUAUAUCCUGAGUGGGCUACAUUUGUCAAGACCAUUUCAAUGCCACAAGGAGAAAAGAAAAAGUUAUUUGCUCAACAUCAAGAAUCAGCUAGAAAAGAUGUGGAGCGGGCAUUUGGAGUGCUUCAAUCUCGAUUUGCAAUUAUACGUGGCCCAGGACGUGCACACCCUCAAGCAUACCAUAUAUGCAUGCAUCAUAUUGUACAACAUGAUUGUGGAAGACGAACGACAUACAUAUGGAGAUCCGGAAUCAGCAACAACACAACAUCACCGCCACAAGACAGCCCUCCGAAGCCGGCGACGCUGCUCCGAUCCUCCACAAAUCCGACAAAGCCACCGCAAGAACGCCACAGAUUCGCUCGCUGCACAGCCACGCAUUUCGCCGUCUCGGAUAGAUCUGCCCCCGCCUACAGCCACGGACCGGAGCAGCAAUUACUGUGA
Molecule: messenger RNA, 1032 nt
Organism: Vicia villosa (hairy vetch)
Lineage: Eukaryota; Viridiplantae; Streptophyta; Magnoliopsida; Fabales; Fabaceae
Exons: 5
Coding region: 1-1032 (343 amino acids)
Source: RefSeq, a predicted model, not a curated record